AAAAACAGAGAGACACAGAUAGAGAGAGAGAGAGACAGAGAGAAGUGAACCAGACAGACAGUGUUUCUAUCUCCACUUUAUGAACAUUAUCACUAAAACCCUGAAGUGAGGAAGAGCGAAAGGUCCAGAGAGGAGACACGAGCUGCAAAAGCCGUGAGAAGAUGGUUGUCUCCACUCAGCUCAAACUCCUGCUGUGGAAGAACUUCACCUGCCGAAGGAGACAGACCAUCCAGCUGCUGAUUGAGAUCGUGUGGCCCCUCUUCAUCUUUUUCAUUUUGAUAUCCGUGCGUUUCCAUUAUCCUCCGUAUGAGCAGCAUGAAUGUCAUUUUCCCAACAAGGCCAUGCCAUCAGCUGGCACCUUGCCAUGGGUUCAAGGAAUCAUCUGCAACGCCAAUAACCCCUGCUUCAGAUACCCUACUCCUGGAGAGACCCCCGGUGUGGUGGGCAACUUCAAUGACUCCAUAAUCUCCCGGUUGUUUACUGACGCCAAGAAAAUCCUACUGUACAGCCAGAACGAUAAGAGUUUUGAAGGCUACAAGGGUCUCGUCCAAGCCCUGAAGAAACUCCAGAGCAAAACUGCAGGUUUUAAGUUGAAGGACUUCCUCCGUGAUAAUGAAACCCUGUCUGAGUUCCUGGAGCAGAACGCGACGCUGAGCAAACACACCGUGCAGCAGAUCGUGGAAGCCGACAUCAACCUGGAAAAAGUGCUGAUUAAAGGUUUCGGAGUGCAUCUGAGAGAUCUGUGCAACACCACGUCGCUGGAGGAGUUCGUCAGCAUCGCUGAUCGCAACGUGUCCCAGAUGACCCAGAAGAUCAUCUGUCAAGCGCCUGCUGAUUGGCUGAACAGUGCGGAGAACCACUUCCUGUCCAACCUUGACUUCCUGAAACCCAUACGGAAGGACGUCAGAUCCAACCCUAAAGUGGUCCAGGAUGUGUCUCUGGCCACCGAUACGCUCUUGGAGAGUCUGGGAUUGUUGGCUGUUGAGCUGAUAAGCAUGAAGAGUUGGAGUGACAUGCGGAACGAGAUCCUGUUCCUGACCGGAAACGUCACCCAUUCGCCCAAUCACGUGUACCAGGCCGUGUCACGCAUCGUGUGUGGACAUCCAGAGGGUGGCGGCUUAAAGAUCAAGUCUCUCAACUGGUACGAAGAUAACAACUACAAGGCUCUGUUCGGUAACCAUAACGACAGCGAGCCGGUAUCCGCCUACGACAACACGUCCACUCCAUACUGCAACAACAUGAUGAAGAAUUUGGAGUCGAGUCCAAUCUCACGGAUGAUCUGGAGAGCAUUGAAGCCUCUCCUCAUGGGGAAGAUCUUAUACACGCCUGAUUCACCUGCUACACGCAGGAUCAUACACGAGGUGAAUAAGACGUUCCAGGAGCUUGGUGUUCUGCGGGAUUUAGGAGGAAUGUGGGAGGAGAUGAGGGUGAAAGUCUGGGACUUCAUGGAGAACAGUGAGGAGAUGGACCUUGUGCGAACUCUGCUCCAGAAUAACGCCAGUGCUCAGUUCUUUAAUGCCAAGCUAAGAGAGACAGAGUGGCGAGUGGAGGACAUUUCACGUUUCUUGUCUAAAGCCUCCGAGGACACGCGGCCCUUGGGUACAGGGUACACCUGGAGAGACAUCUUUAACGAGACGGACCAGGCCAUUCUCACCAUCUCACGCUUCAUGGAGUGUGUGAACUUGGACAAGUUAGAGCCGGUAUUGACCGAGGAACGUCUGGUGAAAAAAUCCAUGCUACUGCUUGACAGCCGCAAGUUUUGGGCCGGAAUCGUGUUCCCGGACAUGCAAGCGGAUUCGUCCGAGCUUCCUACCAACGUCAAUUACAAGAUCCGAAUGGACAUCGACAACGUGGAGCGUACCAAUAAGAUCAAGGACGGGUAUUGGGAUCCUGGUCCUCGUGCUGACCCCUUUGAGGAUCUACGAUACAUCUGGGGAGGAUUUUCCUACCUACAGGAUGUUAUUGAACAUGGUAUAAUUCGAGCUCUGACAGGCAGCAAGGAAAAAACGGGAGUUUACAUCCAGCAGAUGCCGUAUCCGUGCUACGUGGAUGAUAUGUUCUUGCGUGUGAUGAGCCGCUCGAUGCCGCUCUUCAUGACCCUGGCCUGGAUGUACUCCGUGGCCAUCAUUAUUAAAGGCAUCGUGUACGAAAAAGAGGCGCGUCUCAAGGAGACCAUGCGGAUUAUGGGAUUGGAUAACGGUAUAUUGUGGCUGAGCUGGUUCAUUAGCAGCCUGAUCCCACUGCUCAUCAGCGCCGCCCUGUUAGUUCUUAUCCUGAAGAUGGGGAACCUUCUUCCCUACAGUGACCCGGGUGUGGUUUAUCUCUUCCUGGUUUCCUUCGCCAUAGUCACCAUCAUGCAGUGUUUUCUGAUCAGCACGCUAUUCUCUCGCGCCAACCUGGCGGCUGCCUGUGGGGGCAUCAUCUACUUCACCCUGUACCUGCCCUACGUCCUGUGUGUGGCCUGGCAAGACUACAUCGGUUUCGGGGCUAAAGUGGUCGCGAGCCUGUUAUCUCCGGUAGCGUUCGGGUUUGGAUGCGAGUACUUUGCACUGUUUGAGGAGCAGGGAGUGGGCAUUCAGUGGGAUAACUUGCUAUCCAGCCCCAUGCAGGAGGACAACUACAGCCUGACCACCUCCAUCUCACUCAUGCUAUUCGAUUCGGUUUUGUAUGCCAUCAUGACGUGGUACAUCGAGGCUGUCUUCCCAGGUCAGUAUGGGAUUCCCCGGCCGUGGUAUUUCCCCCUUACCAAAUCUUACUGGUGUGGAGAGAAAUGCGGCUGGACAACAGCUUCAUCCACAAACAAGAAAGAAAAUGCAGACGCGGUGUGCAUUGAGGAGGUAGCAUCUGAUCUGGAACCGGGUGUCUACAUCGAGAAUCUGGUGAAGGUGUACAGACAUGGCAAAAAGCUGGCAGUGGAUGACCUCACUUUGGGGUUCUACGAGAACCAGAUCACCUCCUUCUUGGGCCACAAUGGAGCAGGAAAGACCACCACCAUGUCUAUUCUGACUGGCCUGUUCCCUCCCACAUCUGGCACUGCUUACAUUCUGGGCAGAGACAUUCGUACAGAUCUAAGUGCCAUCCGUCAGAACUUGGGAGUGUGUCCACAACACAAUGUCCUCUUCAGCAUGUUGACGGUAGAAGAGCACAUUUGGUUUUACGCUCGUCUAAAGGGCCUAUCAGAGGAGAAAGUGAAGUCUGAGAUUGAUCAGUUUGUUAAAGAUUUAGGCCUCCCUCACAAACGCAAAUCUCGCACUAGUCAGCUUUCAGGAGGAAUGCAAAGGAAGCUCUCGGUUGCGUUGGCGUUUGUCGGCGGUUCGAAAGUCGUGAUCCUGGAUGAACCUACAGCUGGGGUUGAUCCGUAUGCUCGGAGGGGCAUCUGGGAUCUCCUGCUCAAGUAUCGUCAAGGUCGAACCAUCAUCCUCUCGACCCACCACAUGGAUGAGGCGGAUAUUUUGGGUGACCGCAUUGCCAUUAUCUCUCAUGGGAAGCUGUGUUGUGUGGGAUCCUCCCUUUUCCUAAAGACUCAACUGGGCACGGGAUACUACCUAACACUGGUCAAGAGAGAUUUGGACUUGUCUCUAAGCUCAUGUCGAAACUCCAGCAGCACCGUAUCCUAUUCCAAGAACAGUCUCAAGAAGGAUGACAGCGUCUCUGAAAGCAGUUCUGAUGCCGGCCUUGGCAGUGACCACGAGAGUGAAACUACCACCAUCGACAUCUCCCUGAUCUCCAACAUCAUCUUCAAGCACGUUCCCACAGCCAGGCUGGUGGAGGAUCUAGGUCAUGAGAUCACAUAUGUGCUUCCUUAUGAAGCAGCAAAGGACGGUGCUUUUGUGGAGCUUUUCCAUGAGAUCGACGAUCGUCUCAUUGACCUCAGCAUCUCCAGCUAUGGAAUUUCAGACACCACGCUCGAGGAGAUCUUCUUGAAGGUUGCGAAGGAUAACGGCGUCGACGCUGUAACCUCGGAUGGUACGAUUCUUCCAAGAAGGCAUCGCCGGCAUGCAUUUGGUGACCAUCAGAGCUGUCUGAAGCCCUUCACUGAAGAUGACAGCUUUGAUAUAAAUGAUUCUGAAGGUGAUCCAGAAUCCCGUGAGACGGAUUGGUUAGGGGUUUCUGAUGGAAAAGGCUCGUAUCAAGUCAAAGGUUGGAGUUUAAAGAGACAGCAGUUUGUGGCUUUGCUUUGGAAACGUUUCCUGUACGCACGUCGCUCUAGGAAAGGAUUCUUUGCGCAGAUUGUACUUCCAGCUGUGUUCGUUUGCAUUGCCCUGGUCUUCAGUUUAAUUGUACCACCAUUUGGAAAGUAUCCGAGCCUGGAGCUGGAGCCCAGCAUGUAUGAGGAGCAGUUUACCUUCAUCAGUAACGAUGCACCGGAGGACACGCACGCUAACAAGCUACUCGGCUCGUUAACGGACAGUCCGGCCUACAGGGGGAGGUGUUCGGAUGAUGGGAAAUCUGGAGACGGGUCGUGCCCUAUCGAAGAAAACGCAUGGACUGUUCCAAAGGUUCCCAAGACCAUAUCAGACAUUUUUCAGAAUGGAAACUGGAGCAUGGAAAACCCAUCACCUCUGUGUGAGUGCAGCUGUGAGAAGAAGAAGAAGAUGCUUCCAGAGUGUCCUCCGGGGGCAGGAGGCCUUCCACCACCACAGAUUAAAGUCAGCAGUUUGAACACACUGCAGAAUCUAACAGGGAGGAAUAUUUCUGACUAUCUGGUCAAAACCUACGCACAGAUUAUAGGAAAAAGUUUAAAGAACAAACUCUGGGUGAACGAGUUCAGAUACGGUGGCUUCUCAUUGGGUGCCAAGAGUUUACAAGGCCUGCCUCCUUCAGACGAGAUCUCCAUGGCCAUCGCUCACAUGCGUGUUCGUUUCAACUUAGACAGAGGCACUGCAGCAGACAGGUUCCUGAGAGGUUUAUCAAGCUUCAUCAACAACAUGGACACCAAGAACAAUGUCAAGAUCUGGUUCAAUAACAAAGGGUGGCACAGCAUUGCUGCUUUCCUCAACGUGAUGAACAACGGUAUCCUGCGUGCCAGCCUGCCUGCUGGGCUAAACCCGGCCAAAUUUGCUAUCAAAGCUUUUAACCAUCCACUAAACCUCACUAAAGAGCAGCUCUCUCAGGUGGCCUUGAUGACCACCUCAGUCGAUGUUCUGGUCUCCAUCUGCGUUAUCUUUGCUAUGUCCUUCGUCCCGGCCAGCUUUGUGGUCUUCCUCAUCCAGGAGAGAGUAAAUAAAGCCAAACACAUGCAAUUCAUCAGCGGAGUUCAGCCGCUUCUCUACUGGCUCGCAAACUUUGUGUGGGAUAUGUGUAACUACAUUGUCCCCGCAACCCUCGUCAUCAUCAUCUUCGUGUGCUUCCAGCAGGAGGCCUACGUCUCCUCCACCAACCUUCCUGUCCUUGCUCUUCUUUUACUGCUUUAUGGCUGGUCCAUAACUCCUCUGAUGUACCCAGCAUCGUUCUUCUUUAAGAUCCCCAGCACGGCUUACGUGGUCCUAACCAGCGUCAACAUUCUCAUAGGAAUCAACGGCAGUGUCUCCACCUUCGUCCUGGAGCUUUUUGGCAGCAAUGAGACUGGUGGCAUCAAUGACAUUUUGAAAAACGUCUUCCUGAUCUUCCCUCACUUCUGCUUGGGACGAGGCCUGAUCGAUAUGGUGAAGAACCAGGCCAUGGCUGAUGCUCUGGAGAGAUUCGGUGAGAAUCGCUUCCGUUCUCCUCUGGCGUGGGACAUGGUGGGAAAGAACCUCUUCGCUAUGGCAGUGGAAGGCGUGGUCUUCUUCUGUAUCACAGUGCUCAUACAGUAUCGCUUCUGCAUCAAGUCCAGAGGCUAUAGUGCUCAUCUGAAGCCGAUCACCGAGGAGGAUGAGGAUGUGGCCAGAGAGAGGCAAAGGAUUCUGGGUGGAGGUGGACAGAAUGAUAUCCUGGAGCUCAGAGGGCUGACCAAGGUCUAUAAGAGAAAGCAGAAACCAGCAGUGGACAGAUUGUGUGUGGGAAUUCCACGUGGAGAGUGUUUUGGAUUGCUUGGUGUUAAUGGUGCUGGCAAGACGAGUACCUUCAAGAUGCUGACUGGAGAUUCGGUCAUCACGAGCGGAAAGGCUUAUUUAGCUGGAAAGAGCGUAUUGACCGAGAUCAACGAGGUGCAUCAGAACAUGGGAUACUGUCCUCAGUUUGACGCCAUCAACGACCUUCUGACCGGCCGAGAGCACCUGGAGUUUUACGCCAUUUUACGUGGCGUCCCAGAAAAAGAAGUGUGUGAGGUGGCAGAGUGGGGAAUCCGCAAACUGGGUCUGGUGAAAUAUGUGGACAAAUCGGCAGGAAGCUACAGCGGAGGAAACAUGCGCAAACUCUCCACGGCCAUCGCUCUGAUCGGAGGCCCACCAGUGUUGUUCCUGGACGAACCCACAACUGGUAUGGACCCCAAAGCACGACGUGCUCUGUGGAACUGUAUCCUCGGCAUCAUUAAAGAGGGACGUUCCGUCCUUCUUACCUCACACAGUAUGGAGGAGUGUGAGGCUCUGUGCACUCGCAUGGCCAUUAUGGUCAAUGGCAGGUUCCGUUGCCUUGGCAGUGUUCAGCACCUAAAGAACAGGUUUGGUGAUGGCUACACGAUCAUCCUGCGCGUGGCAGGUUCUGAACCUUGUCUAGAGCCGGUGAUGGAGUUGAUCGAGCAGGAGUUACCAGGCAGCACUCUGAAGGAGAAACACAGGAACAUGCUGCAGUACCAGCUUCCAUCAUCGCUCACCUCACUGGCCAAGAUCUUCAGCAUCCUGUCCAAGAACAAAGAGCAGCUCCACAUUGAGGACUACUCUGUCUCACAGACCACACUAGACCAAGUUUUCGUGAAUUUCGCCAAGGACCAAAGUGACGAGGACCACAUCAAAGACAUUUCCGUGAACCAGAGCGAUGCCGUAGUGGACUUUUCCCAUUUGGAUGCUUUUCUCACGGACGCUAAAGCACAGGAGACUGUGGUGUGAUCUGUCUUAGAUGUUCCGAGAUCCAUUUUUUUGUAAUGACUAAUUUAAUUUUUAAUAUAUUUUUUAGUAUUUUUUUGUUCAGUUUUCAGUGGUGUUUGUGCCCACAAGAGGGCACUGGACCUCCGACACACUACUGAAUCCAGACUCAAUGCAAAUCAAUGCAAAAAAUAAUCCAUUUGGAUGCCGACGAGGUCGUGCCUGGUGCCGCUUCUCCGCAUCGCAACGUUAACGCGUGUAAAAAAAAAACUUGAUACUUGAACAGUAUUUUAUAUAAAUGUUCUCUUUAGGGUUCUACUCGGUUCCACUCAGACACUGCCAGUUAUGUGCAUGAUUCAGGGUCAAACUUCAUCUCUCUUUCCAGCGCAGGACAUUUUUCUUUUAAACUCUGCUACAACAGGAACUUAGGACACAACCUUCUUGAGAACAUCUGCUGUGUGUAAGUGUUACCUGCUUUAGAAACGAGCUUCACAGAGAGCGAACCGACGUUCCUAAGCAUGUUCUUGAGAGUUGGUGCUGGUGUGUAGCCUUGUGUCACAUCCCUGAUACAGUUUUUAUACUGAAACGUAAAUAAAAGCUCAAAUAAAAAACUGGAGAAGGUUGAUAGAUUAAAUAUUGUAUAAAGAUCAUGAUGCAUUUUGUGCCAAACUGAGAUCUUGUCCGAAAGUGAACUUUGUGGAGUUCCUUGGAUAUUUAACACUGCACGUGCCGUGGACGGUGAUGUUCAUGCAGUAGUUUUUAACACGUGUGUGUUUCUUGACUUUGAUAUGGAGUUUUAAUCUCUACACUUCUGUACCAUCAUGUUUAAUGUGCAAUUUAUACAAACAGCCACAUGCAAAUUUUAAACGAAGGAUAAAACUCAGGAUUUGAUGCGUUCUCUAUUUCAUAAACUCUUUGCACCCUUUCACUUUCAAUUCCUCGUGCAUCAGCGAUCCUAAAAAACCCUGAUGGAGACUUCAGGCCAUUUGUUUCCAGCCUGGAGUUAAAACCGUGACCAAAAAUGCCACCAAAAACGUAAUUUGGUGCUUUAAGAUUCAAUUCCCUUACAGAAAAAAAAAUCGAAUCAGAUGAUAAUAAAGAUGAUGAUGGAAUAAUAUUUAGCUCAUUGUUCCAACAUGGAAGCACUUUAUAACAGUCUCUGCUGAGCUGUAGGUUUCUUUUUGUUUGUCCUCAACAUUUACACUUUUUAGUUGAACAGAUGUUUAAACAUCUCACUCUGCUCAUUUUGUGUUAAAUUAUGUGUUUUACACUUUAAGUAUUAAAAUCUAUAUUAAUGUUACGUCUUUUCUGUACUUAUAUGAAUAAAAACAUUUUGUCUGUA
This is a messenger RNA of Silurus meridionalis, 8283 nucleotides long. RefSeq names its product ATP-binding cassette, sub-family A (ABC1), member 1A (gene abca1a). Gene Ontology annotation, cellular component: intracellular membrane-bounded organelle; membrane. The coding region runs from base 162 to 6965 and encodes 2267 amino acids. Lineage: Eukaryota; Metazoa; Chordata; Actinopteri; Siluriformes; Siluridae. The record is from RefSeq and is a predicted model, not a curated record. The transcript has 50 exons. Gene Ontology annotation, molecular function: ATP hydrolysis activity; lipid carrier activity; ATP binding. Gene Ontology annotation, biological process: transmembrane transport; lipid transport.